CGCCAUUUUUUGUGGUUCAACAAGGACCAGCUAAUGGCGGAGGAUACUUUUCAAACAAUAUCAUUUUUCAAUAAAUUGGAUUCAAGUCAUAGCAAAAUGGUAUAGCAUACAAUUUGCUAUACACACAUCAUCUUAGCGAGAAAUAAAUUCAAAAGAACCAGUGUCCUUGGCUAGGAUAGCAAUGGGGUUUGAAAAAAAAAUUGACAAGUAUCAGCUUGUUAGGACCAUUGGAGAAGGUAGCUUCUCUAAGGUUAAGCUGGCUGUCAAUGGCACCAAUGGUCAGAAGGUUGCUGUCAAGGUCAUUGAUAAGCAUAUGAUCUUAGAAAACAAUCUUAAGACUCAGGUUAAAAGAGAGAUCAGAACAAUGAAACUUCUGCAUCAUCCCAAUAUAGUUAGCAUUCACGAGGUUAUUGGCACAAAAACGAAGAUAUACAUCGUGAUGGAAUAUGUAUCAGGAGGACAACUACUAGACAAGUUGUCCUAUGGAGAGAAGUUGAAUGAACGUGAGGCAAGAAAACUGUUCCAGCAACUAAUUGAUGCCCUGGACUACUGCCAUAACAAAGGGGUCUAUCAUCGAGAUCUCAAGCCAGAAAACCUGCUUCUUGACAGCAAGGGAAAUCUCAAAGUGUCUGACUUUGGAUUAAGUGCAUUACAAAAGUGUAAUGAUGUCUUGACCACGCGGUGUGGAUCCCCAUGUUAUGUAGCACCUGAGCUUCUAUUGAGCAAGGGGUAUAAUGGAGCAGCUGCUGAUGUUUGGUCAUGUGGGGUGAUUCUUUUUGAAUUACUUGCAGGCUAUUUACCAUUUAACGACCAGAACUUGAUGAACUUAUAUGGAAAGAUAUGGAAGUCAGAAUAUAAAUGUCCCACGUGGUUUACUCGGAGUCAAAAGAAACUAAUUGCCAAAAUACUUGAACCACGUCCUGCAAAGCGGAUAACUAUAUCAGAUAUUAUUGAAGAUCCGUGGUUUCAAAAAGAUUACAAGCCUGUUUUUGCAUCUGAAUUUGAUCAGAACAUUAACUCGGAGGAUGUUGAUGUUGCUUUCAAUUCAAUUGAGGAAAAUGUCAGAGAGACAACGGUAUCUAAGUCCUCAAGUUUCAUUAAUGCGUUUCAACUAAUAGCCAUGUCUCGGGAUCUUGAUCUAUCUGGUCUUUUUGUCGAACAGGAUGAAAAUAAGCAGACAAAAAGGAUGGGAUCCAAACACACUAUCAAUGAAACGAUAGAAAAAAUAGAAGCUGCUGCAACCGAUGCAAGACUGUCGAUAGAGAAAAUUAGCAACUUUAAGAUAAAAAUGCAACCGAAACAGACAAUGGCCACGACCAGUUUCAGAUCAUACUUAUCAGCUCAGGUGAUUGAAGUUGCUCCAACUCACUGUGUUGUAGAAAUAUCAAAAUCUACUGAAGAUAUAAGAACGUAUAACAAAUUUUGUGAAAGUUUAUCAAAUCUGCUGAAGCAAAAACCUGGUGUGCCAUCACAAAGCGAAGAUUCUGUAGAUCAAUGUGCCUCUGAUAGAAAAAAACACGACGCUGAAUGCUAUGAAGAGCCGAAAAGGGAAUAUGUCAAACUUUUUCGUGGCUACGAAUCUUCCUGAAGGUGGAGUGAAUCCAUGUCUCCUGUUUUGGUGAGUUCAUGGAAGUUUGACCAGAAGGAUGAAACAAAGUGUUUCAUUUAUUGAUGGAAGCAAUAAAUAUUUUUUCUCUUUUCUCCUUUUCA
Molecule: messenger RNA, 1710 nt
Organism: Vigna angularis (adzuki bean)
Lineage: Eukaryota; Viridiplantae; Streptophyta; Magnoliopsida; Fabales; Fabaceae
Product: CBL-interacting serine/threonine-protein kinase 21
Exons: 15
Coding region: 182-1588 (468 amino acids)
Biological process (GO): protein phosphorylation; signal transduction
Molecular function (GO): protein kinase activity; ATP binding
Source: RefSeq, a predicted model, not a curated record